AAAAUCAAAUUGAAAAUCAUGUUUGGGUUCUUAGGGUUUAACGCUUCCAUGGGUAAGAGGCAAAAGCAAGAAAUGGUUUCUAGCUCCGGUAAGAGGCAAAAGCAAGAAAUGGUUUCUAGCUCCGGAAAGUCCCCGACAAAAAACUCAAAGGAGAUCCCAGUUGAUGUCUUGAUUGACAUUUUCUCAAGGUUACCACUGGAAGCCGUUGCGAGGAGCCGCUGCGUAUCAAAGCUGUGGUCCUCCGUGCUGCGUCAUCAAGAUUUCACCCAACUCUACCUGAAAGAUUCGUCCGUUAAGCCGCGGAUCUUAUUCACCUUCUUGGACAUGGGAAGGCGGUUCUUUUACUCCAUGCCGCAAGAUAUAGAUCCAGACCGCGACUACUCCAUUCCAGUAUCACCAUAUUACCAGAUGCACUUCCCUACUGGUUUGGGUUCUCCCUAUGGUGUAAGUCCCUCUAUACUUGGUUUUAUCUGUACCCAAUCCAGGAAGCCAAUGAUAUGCAACCCGAGUACGGGAGAGUUCAUAUCUUUACCCAUAGCAACGGCCAAGAAGCAUCAGACGAGAACGUGUUUUGGGUAUGAUCCUAUUGGCAAGAUUUUCAAGGUAUUGUGCGUGUCGGAUGAUUAUGUCUGUCGAGUUGCAACAUUAGGAAAGGAAAAAGUGAGUUGGAGAAGAGUCGAAUGUUCAAACCCCCAUCAACCUUUAGCAACGACUGAGAUAUGCAUUGGUGGCAUAAUCUACUAUUUAACUAAGUGCAUGGAAAAUGUAAGUCCUACAGGCUAUACGAUAGUAUGCUUUAAUGUUAGAUCGGAGAGUUACACAUUUCUUGGUGUUGACGGGUUCCGAAUUUACCGUUCAGCUCUCAUAAACUACCAUGGUAAGCUGGGCAUAUUGUUUCAAUAUCGGGAUGUGAAAAAUAAUAAUUUUGGUUUUGAGCUGUGGGUUCUAGAGGAUGCGGAUGAAGCCAAAUGGUCGAAGACUGUCCACAUAUUGCCAUAUCAUUGGCAGCAUCUAGUUGCCGAAGGGAACCCAAACAUUGUCGGGAUGACUAUUGCUGGUGAAAUUGUGUUGUCGGAUACCUUUCUAUUGAAGCCUUUCUACAUGUACUACUUCGAUACAGUGAAGAGUGAUGUGUUACGAAUGGAAAUCGACUUCGGAACUGUAGCUAUGAAGAAGAAGAAGCCUUACUACUCGCGAAUGAUUUUUCCAUUGAUAAACCAUGUUGAGAAUGUAGAGCUUAUGGAUUAGCUUGGCUUCUAAGCAUUUUUCAUCCUUCUGUUUCUUAACAAUUGUGGUGUUCUUAUUGUUUGAAUGUUCUUCUAUAUGUAUGGAUUAAGACUUCAUAAUAUAUAUAGCUUGCCUUCUGUUUUAAGUUUA
Messenger RNA from Capsella rubella, 1377 nucleotides. Its product is annotated as F-box protein At3g47030-like. Gene Ontology annotation, molecular function: protein binding. Lineage: Eukaryota; Viridiplantae; Streptophyta; Magnoliopsida; Brassicales; Brassicaceae. Bases 19 to 1248 code for a protein of 409 amino acids. The transcript has a single exon. The record is from RefSeq and is a predicted model, not a curated record.